GCGUGCUAUGACCCAUCCAGUGCUCAGUACUAUAAGGAAGGUGCUGAAUGGACUCAUGUAAAAGAUCCUUGCAAAAUGUGUACUUGUCAGGUAAGAUUCUGAAAACUAUUUGUAUGCCUUCUGUUUGUGUCUCAGAAGUAAAUAUUUAUUAAUGUUCUUUUUGCUAGCUUAUAAAAUUUUUCUUAAUACAGUACAGCAACCAGCUGAUAAUCCCUCAAAGAAUCAAACAAAUUUUUUCAAAAUUACUUUUUAAAAGUAGAAUAUGAAAUUGGUAAUAUACUUGAUCAAUUUAAGGUGUUUUAUUGUCAUCCCUAUUAUUAUGUUAUAAUUCAAUGGACAUUACAUUUUGUAAAUUUAAAAAAAAAAAUGAAAAAUUUAACACUUAUUUUUUUUGGGCAGAAUCAUAGAUUGACAUGCAACACAAAGCAGUGCAAACCUGUGGUUUGUUCAAGUUCUGAACUGGCUUUAUUACUGGAGGGCCAGUGCUGUGAGACAUGUCAGCCAUUUCCAAGCUCUUCUUGCUUCUAUGAAAGAAAGAUUUACCAGGUAUUUGAGUUGAAAAACGGAAGGAGAGUCAAUGUGAAUUAUUAAACAUUUUAUUUGAAUCUUAUUAUUUGUAAAAAUUAUUAUACAGCCAUCAGUUACAUAAAAAUUAUGUUAUAAGAGUAGUCAGUGUAGGAGAUUUUGUACUGGUAUAAGGGUGUUAAACAUGAGGUGAGUUUGCAAAUUUUAUGCAUUCAAUUAUUAUGGCAGUUAUAGAAUUUUCUCAUUUGCUCUUUCUGCCGCAAAACUGUAACACAUUUUCAGUGUUAGCCGAGGAGCAUAUAACGUUAGAUCUUCAUUAAAAUAUAAGCCAUUUUAACAAUUAAUAUUUUUAAAUUCCUUCCCAGACCGGUUCAAACUGGACAGAAGAUGAAUGUACAUCAUGCAGAUGUAAUACUGGUCAGGUCACCUGUCAUGUACGCAGCUGUUUGAGUGUUCAGUGUGCUAGAGAUGAAUCUUUGGUUACUGUUCCUGGACAGUGCUGUCCUGUGUGCAAGAAACGUGAGUGAUGCAUGAAUAGAAUUUCUCCAAUUUAAGCUUAUCAUCUGCUAAUAAAAAAAUAAACUAAAUUUCCAAAAGAAAGCAAUGAGUAAAAUUUGUGUUCUGUUAUUUUAUUCGUUUUCUAUAACUUCAGGUCCAGGCACUUGUAUAAUGUAUGGUAAUCUUCACUACAAAACAUUUGAUAACUCAAGUCUGCAUAUCCAGGGUACAUGUAGGAGCAUAAUGUCAUCUGAUUGCAAAAAUGAUCUUUUUAGGUUUGUUCUCAUUUAUUGUUCAUCUAUAGCAGCGGUUCUCAACCUGUGGUUCGCGACCCCUUUGGGGGUCACGGGACCCUUUUCCAGGGGUCGCCUAAGACCAUCUGAAAACAUAUAUCCUUACAGCUAUGAAGUAGCAACGAAAAUAAUUGUGUGGCUUGGGGGUCGCCACGACACGAGAAACAGUAUUAAGGGGUCACGGCACUAGAAAGGUUGAGAACCACUGAUCUAUAGCAUAUUUAUUACUGAACAUUGAGAAGGUCUUAUAAAUCUACUCCACAUGUAUUUUUAUUUGUCUCAACAGUGAAACAAUAACUAUAAAAUACAAUUUCAUGUUAAGGAAAUUUUAGAACCAAACUUUGGACUCUAAGUCUAAGAUCACUUAAUUAAAUGAGGGUUAUUUAAACUUUUCCUAGGUAUUUAAAAAAAAUAAAUAAAAGGAAAUAUAAAAAAAUAAAAUAUAAUAUAAAAUAUAAUAUAUAAUAUAAAAAUAAAAACUAAAUAUUUAAAACUCUAUAUUUAAAACUAUAUAAAAAAAACAAACACAUUAAACAAAUUUAUCUUGAUUGAUUUUUUUUCGAUUUCAAAAUACAGUCAAUAAAUAACUGUAGUUAAUUUUUUUUACCAUAAUGCAAAAGCCUGAUGUGGUUAAAAUGCAAACUUACGUACAUGAUUGAUAAACAUACAAGUAUAAAUUAUAUUCAUAAUGGCUAUUCCCAUUUAAACACAGGGUAGAAGUUCAUCAGGCCAGUCUUGGAGUUUCUCGAAGAACCUCCUCAGUUGAGAACAUCAAAGUGUACAUUGCAGGGUCUGUCAUUGAUCUUUUGCAAGGUAGAGAAGUCAAGGUCAGUCCUGCAUCUGCUCUUUUGAAAGCCAGUUUUAAAUAAGUCAAAGAUUAAAAUUGAUUUUGGAGUUGUUUUUUUUCUGUACAUUUACUUGGUAUAUAAUAUAAUCUAGCUUUCAGUAGGAUAGUGGAAGGAAGAACAAGGGUAUGUUUUUUUAAAAUUCUGCAAUAAUUUGUAGAGAUAUCCAAAAUUUACAUGGCUUUCAUUUUUGUGUAGGCCUACCAGUCGUGGAUUGUGCAGUUUUACAAUAAAAACUCCUUAUAUUUCCUUAGUGGUACAGGUCUGAAAUAAUUGUAGCGUAGGUUAGAUUAUAGAGGGUGGGUUCCAUGAGUAAAAAUGUCAGUUUUCUCUCUUCAAGAUGGUUGAUCUUUGUUUUUUUUAAAUGAAAUUUAUUAUUUCUCUUCUUGAAGUAGUUAAAAUUGACCUCCUUCCUUAGCCCACCUGUGAGUCUCCCUAUCUGCCAAUUUGAAUUAUAUUUUAUUGCUGUUUUAUUCCAGAUCAACAAUCGCAUUGAAAAGCUUCCAUUCUUGUAUGAGCCACACUUUUUGAUUGAAAAAUCCUCAGCUUUUGUUCUGCUUUCCACCGAGAUUGGUCUCAGAAUAUUAUGGGAUGGAAUUAACUAUGCAGAGUUGACAGCACCAGGUAGACUCUUGAUUGACUUUUAAAAAAUAAUUCUGUGCAUUUUCAAAACAGCAAAUGUUUAAAAUUAACUACAAAAAUAAUCAUAAGCCCAAUGUUCCUUUUACUUAAAGAUUUAAUUUGUUGAUUUUUUGCGUCAAGAAAUCUUUUUGCCAUUAGUAUUAGAGUUUCCUAGUCAUGUCUUAAAUAAUCUGUCUUAGAUCUCUAAGUAAAAUUUUUACAUUUUUAUUACCAGUGGUACCAGUAUACUGGUAAGUCACAAUGAUAUUUCUUUUUUUUAUUGAUCAGGCUCCUUUCAUGGAAACUUGUGUGGUCUUUGUGGAAAUUUUAAUGGAAUACCUAAAGAUGAUCUC
This is a messenger RNA of Lymnaea stagnalis (great pond snail), 3135 nucleotides long. Lineage: Eukaryota; Metazoa; Mollusca; Gastropoda; Lymnaeidae. The record is from the annotation of a GenBank genome assembly.